AUGGUUGGCCGUGGCAUAGGCGGCAUUGAUGGCGGUGGCAUGGGUGGCAUGGGUGGCGGUGGCAUUGGCGGCAUGGGAGGCGGUGGCAUUGGCAGCAUCGGUGCCUUCGGAGCUACCAUGGGCGGCAUGAGUGGCAUCGGUGGCUUUGCAGCUACCAUGGAGGCCAUGGGAGGCAUGGGUGGCUUCGAAGCGACCAUGGGAGGCAUGAGUUUUGCGUCUCUCAUGGGAGACAUGGGAGCACCUCCGGGCGGCAUGGGCGGAAUUUCUUCUGGUGCGCCUCAUCACACACCUUCCGUUGAAGAUCCUGCCAACACCUUCCGAGGUACACAUGAUGAUGCGGCUUGCGACAAUGAAGAGGAGGAGGAAAAAUCGUCUUCGGAUGAGGAAGAUGAAUCGGAGGAAGAGGAGGACGAAGACGAGGAUGAGGCAUGA
This is a messenger RNA of Aegilops tauschii subsp. strangulata, 432 nucleotides long. The record is from RefSeq and is a predicted model, not a curated record. NCBI's taxonomy places the organism in Eukaryota, Viridiplantae, Streptophyta, Magnoliopsida, Poales, Poaceae.